This is a messenger RNA of Pyrenophora tritici-repentis Pt-1C-BFP, 990 nucleotides long. RefSeq names its product FabG, Dehydrogenase with different specificities (related to short-chain alcohol dehydrogenase). NCBI's taxonomy places the organism in Eukaryota, Fungi, Ascomycota, Dothideomycetes, Pleosporales, Pleosporaceae. The record is from RefSeq and is a predicted model, not a curated record.
AUGCCAGACAUUCUCCGCUUCCUCCAUUCCCAAUUCUUCGUCACUCCACCCAAACCCACCACCGACCUCACCGGCAAAACAGUCAUCGUAACCGGUUCCAAUGUCGGACUGGGCAAGGAAGCCGCCCGUCACUUCACCGCACUCAAUGCCUCCACCGUAAUCCUCGCCGUGCGGUCCCUUGAAAAAGGCGAAGCCGCACGCGCCGACAUCGAAGCAACCACCGGCCGCAAGGGCGCAGUAAAAGUAAUGCAACUCGACAUGUCGUCGUACGCCUCCGUGCUCGACUUCGCCGCCCGCGCAGCCAAAGACCUCGACCGCAUCGACAUCGCCGUGCUAAACGCCGGUAUCAUCCGCGGCGCCGGCAUCUGGGAAGUCUUUGAGCAAGACGAAUCCACCAUUACUGUAAACGUGGUAUCUACGUUCUUGCUGGCGUUUGCGCUGCUGCCGAAAAUGAAGGAGACGGCGGCGAAGUUCAACACGAGACCCACGCUUACGGUUGUGAGCUCAGAGGUACACGGAUGGUCGCCCUUCAACGAGCGAAAAGCGCCCGAAGGUGGUAUCUUCGCCAGGCUGAAUGAGAAGGUUGUAGAUGGCAAGGACGUAAGUCUCGCAGUUCGGUACCAAACGAGUAAAUUGCUAGAAGUACUGUUUGUCCGAGAAUUCUGCGAAAAAUACCCCAGUGGAGACAUUCCCGUCACUGUGAAUUUGGUUAACCCGGGGUAUUGUAAAUCGGAAUUCCAACGCGAACAAUCUUUUGCAGCGAAGAUCGGGGCGUUAUUACUCGCUAGGACGACGGAGGUUGGGUCGAGGACGCUGGUGCAUGCCGGCGUGCAGGGUGAGGAGAGUCAUGGCAGGUAUUUUAGUGAUUCUCAAAUUACGGAGCCUAGCCCGUAUGUGAGGAGUGAAGAGGGGAAGAGGGAUCAGGGGCGUGUGUGGAGGGAGUUAGUGGGGAAGUUGGAGGGGAUUAAGGAGGGGGUUACGAAGGUUUAA